This is a messenger RNA of Penicillium pulvis, 3807 nucleotides long. RefSeq lists its product as uncharacterized. The transcript has 2 exons. Lineage: Eukaryota; Fungi; Ascomycota; Eurotiomycetes; Eurotiales; Aspergillaceae. Bases 1 to 3807 code for a protein of 1268 amino acids. The record is from RefSeq and is a predicted model, not a curated record. Gene Ontology annotation, molecular function: ATP binding; protein kinase activity. Gene Ontology annotation, biological process: protein phosphorylation.
AUGUCCGUACUGCGCCACGGAGGAGGCGGCGGCUUCCUCCAGCGCCGCCUCACCAAAUUGUAUACCGAUACCAAAACGUCCUGCGAAAGUGUCACCACCGCUUCGAAAGCACUCGAUGACCCAGAACUUGUCGCCUUGCAUCAGAGUUUCCAGAAACAACGGGAUCGGUUGUUGGCCUGGGGUUUGGACUGGAGCGACGCCAGCGCCGCUCAGCCCAACGAUAUCGACGAAUCUUUGACUGCGGCGGGGUUCAGCGACGUGGUCGAGAGCGUCAUGUCUACAAUCCAGGAUCUACUCAAUGAUGCCGAACGAGUUCAACACCUUGACCCUCCGCUCCCCUCGAAAGACCGCAAAGUGGACCCGUCAAAAGAGGCUGUCGGCCCUCUUAAGACCCAGUGGACAGAUAAUGAUAUCAGCCGAUCGCAGACAAUAUUGAGUGACUUGACGGGCUGCAUUGACACUUUAUACGAUCUCUCCCGCUCGCGGCGGACCAUGGCCUCCAGCAUGUCUUCAACCAGGCGGCGCGCUCGACCCACCCCGGCUUCACCAUAUGACUCUCCACUUGGCUCUUUUUCUGAUACGAAAGAAAAAGUCCAAAGCCCGAAGCAACUGUUUGACCAAUAUACUCAAUCUCCUACAAUGCAGCGUGACUUCUCUGCACCAUUUGUCUCACCCCACCAUCUUGUUAUUCCACGAUCUGCUUUGCAACUAUAUGGGGCCGCCGUUGAUAACAACCCUCCACCAUAUGAGCCGGUCGCCGCAUCUUCGAACUCGCGUGCUGUCGGUCGGCUGAACACUUCCGCCUCUUCUGCUCUGAAGACAUCUAUUAAAGAAUCCCAUGUCUCGGUUUUGGUUGAGUUUAUGCCUAUAAUGGCGGAUUCCCAGAAAGGAUCCAAGAACUCCAGAAUGGAAAAGCUGCAGCAGUCUCUUGAGCAACUUCUGCAGAAUGCCAGGAUUUCCCAUCUUGGUCUUCUACGAUUCCUGGGUUAUUGCAUUGAUGAGCCCAACGCCCGUUACGCCUUCCUUUAUCAGAUGCCCGUUGAUUAUUUCCCAUUUCUGAGCAACCCAAGUGAUUUAUUGAAAGAAUUGAAGCCCAUGCCGCUCGUCUCACUUCUGCCCUCCCCAUCCGCGGAGGACUAUCGUGAGAAGCGGAUGCCAAACCUAGAGACCCGCUUCCGGCUUGCUUAUGAUCUAUUGAUGUCCGCCUUGCAUCUCAGAAGUCAAAAUGUCGUGCAUGGUAAUAUCAACAGCAGCAAUGUCAUUUUCUUCCCCGGUCGGACAGAUGCGAACAACGAGGACGGUGGUCUGUCCCCUGAUCUUCGUCGUCCUUAUUUAACCUCCCCAGCUCGCUUUUCGGGAGACGGACCUACCCCCGAGCCAUUGAGUACGGCCAUGUAUCGCCACCCAGAAGAUAAGAGAAAUGUCGAAGAUGAUGGUGCUUGGGCCUAUGAUCUUUACUCGCUCGGUCUAAUCCUGCUGGAGAUUGGUCUAUGGGCACCGGUUGGGCGCCUAUGGAAGAUGAAAUAUGACCGUUCCUGGUUCAAACACCGUGUUGAGGAUCUGUACGUCAAGAAGCUUGGAGCGAAGUGUGGUGGUGCAUACCUUCAGGCCGUGCAGCUUUGUCUUGAUGCACCCAAUUUCCAUCUCUCUACGCAACCCAUGACCGACCUCUCUCUUCGAGUUCCUCAGAUCUACCACUAUCCUGUCCUCGACUUGUCUGAUCCCGACGGAACGUUUUCCUUUUCGAUGAACUUCAUGUACACCAUCUGCAAGAUUCUUUGGUCAUGCUGUCGGAUUGAUAUUUUCUCCGCGCCGCCUGCCGAGGAACUGGAUGACUGUUUGCCACUAGCUCUUGUGCCCACCCCUGAACCUACGCCGGCAAAUGAACAAGUGUCCGCUUAUAGAUCUGCCUGCGAGUCAGCUGACCUUGGCAAGAAGCUACCGAGCAUUCCGACACAUCAGUGGGGUGCAGUGACACAAGAAAAAAUAGAGAAGCCCGCCAAGAAACGCACGGUCAAGCGUCUUCCUAACAUCGAAAUUCCAGAUGAACAUUUACAGGAAUGGAACUUCCAGAUGAUGCCAAAGUUGAGCCGCCUCUUACAAAAGAUCCUGAAGGAUUCAAAUGAGUCCUGUGCAGCCAAUCUCAUAAUGACCGGAGAAUCGCUUGAAACCGCCCGAACCACCAUUUGUGUUACCUGUUCCAGUGUCAAAAAAGUUCGAUCUGCUCUGAAGAAGCAUUUUCAGCUUGGUCGUGAUGACUGGGAUCUUAUUGUCAUCCGGGGUGAUGUCGAAAGAUCUAAGGUCCCUCGCAACAAACGACGCAAGCCGGCAAAGACACGCCCUAACGGAUCUAACGAAACGCCAUUUCGUCAACGCGAACUGAACCCAUGUUACCAGCAACGACCACUAUGUGGAGCCUCAAUCGGUGCCUUUCAGAACGAGGAACAUUUGCCUCCAGUCUCGUACGGUGGCGCAGUCCUAGUUGACGGAAUACCCUAUGGUCUGACGGUCCAUCACAUGCUUGAGGCACCGAGUGACGAUGAAGGCUCCGAGAACGAUGAUCAAGAUGCCCCAACUCGUUCUGCGGGUAACGGGCUUCGCAACACGUCUACCGCCCCGAAUGCAGAUUACACCCAUACAUAUCCUGAGGAUGACCGAUCAGAAGUCAAUCUGGACCUCGAGAUAUCGGAUUUUGAGGACGAUGAUACCGCAUCAACAUCACAGGGCCCGGAUGGUGGGCAUGAUGAAUACUGGCUGUCGGAGGACGAAUCAUCUGACGAUGAAUCCAUUGAUCCUGACAACGAUGAUGAUGAUGCUGCAUCAAUAGGUGAUACAACCGGUAUUGAUCCAGGUGAAGAACCACGGCUUUUUGUCACCCAGCCUGCGAUUGACGACGUUCACGAGGAUUUUUUUCCAUCCCCCGAAGAUCGCGAUGACGAGCACCUUGCCUCGCAUUCUUUAGGCUAUAUCCAUGCAUCAUCGGGCGUGCGGCGCUGGAUGUGGAAGGGGAUCAAGCAUGAGAUUGAUUGGGCUCUCAUCAAAGUUGACGACGCUCGCAUGGAUCCUCGAAAUAUCAUCGUCGAUAGCACGACGUCGUCGCCCGCUAGGCCCAUUCCUGGACGAGCGGCUCAAAGUCCACCCAUCUUUCUCAACCAAAUAGCUCGGAUGGAAGAACUGGGUGGCUUGCUGGUCCAUUGUUGUGGCCGUACAAGUGGACUACAAUCAGGCUUAAUAUCCAAGGCGAUGACGCUGGUCAAGCUGACAGGUCGGCACUCCUUCUCGACGAGCUUCUGUGUCAAUGGAAACUUUGGAGCCCCCGGCGACUCUGGCGCAUGGGUAUUUGACAGAUCAACCGGUCGCGUCUGCGGCCACGUCUUGGCCUGGUCCGCGAAGAGCAACACCACCUACAUCGCCCCGAUGGAGGUGACCAUCGAAGACAUCACCCGCACCCUCAACGCCUCCCUCGUUACCCUUCCUGGCGAUCCCACCAGGUCCAUGGGCUACAUCCCCCAUACCUCACCACAACCACCAGCACAAUACCGCUACCAGUCACAACAACUGCCAGGGGACUUUAGCCGCCUGACUGUCGGUGGUCCUCCCACACCCCCAAUGCCACCGCCGCACCCCUUUACCCAUCCCCAUCAUCAACCCUAUCCUCACCAUCCGGGUUUCGGCCGCCCUCCCCCUCCCCCGCCGCCUCCUCCGCGACCCGGCUCUCGGGAAACCCAUGGCUUCCGUGGCCGUGUGUCGCCAAUUCCACCAACCCUUCUAACAGGGCCCCGGAAUAUUGAACGUCAGCUUGCGUGA